Neltuma alba is the source of this 2400-nucleotide messenger RNA. RefSeq lists its product as uncharacterized. Gene Ontology annotation, molecular function: transcription corepressor activity. The coding region runs from base 88 to 1905 and encodes 605 amino acids. Gene Ontology annotation, cellular component: nucleus. The record is from RefSeq and is a predicted model, not a curated record. The transcript is spliced from 7 exons. NCBI's taxonomy places the organism in Eukaryota, Viridiplantae, Streptophyta, Magnoliopsida, Fabales, Fabaceae. Gene Ontology annotation, biological process: negative regulation of DNA-templated transcription.
GUCGGUGACUCCGGGAGGACUGUGCUACAACGAAAGGAUCAUUUUUCGGGAGCGAGUUCGAAGCUAGGCAAGUCCGUUCAGAAGGGAAUGGACGGCGAGGAAGGAGGUGGUAUAAGGCUGAGCAAGAGGUUCUCCGACAAGGGCGGAGAGGUAGACUACAAGACCAAGGCCGGCACUGCUUGGAGCCAUUCUUAUCUCAACCAGAAGCCAUGGCACCCCCUUUCCUACCCUAAUCAACGCCGUAAGUGGAUUGCAGAGCAGACUCACGCCCACAAACAACGCCGCGCCGAGGAGGUCGCUCGUGAGUAUGCCCAAGAGCAGGAGUUCUUUAACCAGACUGCUCUCAUCUCCAAGAAGGAGAAAGAAAAGAUGGAAAUCAUGCAAGCUGUUAGCUUCAUGUAUGUUCGGCCUCCGGGGUACAAUGCUGAAAGUGCUAAAGCGGCGGAGAUGGCUGAAGAGAAGAGAAGAGAGGACCUGAAUCAGCCGCCACAAGAUCCAAAUGCUCAGGGAACAUCCUCUUCCAUGCUACCUGAAACCUCACGUGGUAAGGACCAAUUGAGUGGAGAAAAGAAGAAACCAAGGCCAAAGGAUGUGUUUGGGCGUCCUCUACCAACUGAAGAAGAAUUCGAAAUUCUAAAAAAUGCUCCACGGAUGGACACAGGAGUUGCUGGCAGGGUGAAACCUUUUGGUGUUGAAGUCCGUAAUGUGAGGUGUUUAAGGUGUGGGAAUUAUGGUCACCAAAGUGGCGAUCGUGAGUGCCCAUUGAAGGAUGCUAUAAUGCCUAAUGAAGAGAAUAGGUUGAAAAGGGAUGACCCUUUGAAUGCUAUCCUUGCCCACACAGAUCCCAGUGAGCAUUUAAAGUGGGAGCUGAAGCAGAAACCGGGAAUCAGUCCCCCUCGGGGGGGAUUCAAUCCAGAUGAUCCUAACCAACAGAUAGUUGCUGAGGAAAUAUUUGACGAGUAUGGAGGUUUUCUUGGUGGCGGAGAUAUCCCUGAGUUGUUAACAGCCUUCUCUAAGAAGCCCAAAAAGAAAUCAAAAAAGAACAAGCACAAAAAACGACAAUCAGUACAUUCAGAAAAUGAUAGUUUUUCAGAGGGAGAUAGGAGGUCAAAGAAGAAAAAACGUAAGGUGAACAAAAGGAAGCAAAAUCAUUCAGAGUCAAGUUCAUCAGACGCUUUGGACUUUGAAAAGGAUCAAGAAAAUAGCAGGCACCAGCAAUCUUGUUCAUCAGAAGAUUCGGAUAGUGAUAGGGAUGAUCGAAGAAGAAAAAUCAGACAAAAGGAGUCGUCCAAAGAUUUGGACUAUCACGGGCAUAGGAGUAAGAACAGCAGGCAAAGGCAUUGUUUUUCAUCUGAGGAUUUUGAUCCUCGUGGGUACCAUGGAAAUCACAAGCAGGGAAAUAAGCACACGUAUUCUGAAGAGUCUGACCGUAACAGUGAUGAUCUGAGUAGAAAGACUAAACGAAAGCAUUCAUAUUCAACUAUGAGGCCUGACCCUACUGGACAUCAUAGGAGUAAAAUGAGCAGAAAAAGACAUCCUUAUUCGUCUGAGGAUGAUUCUGGGCCUGAUGGGUAUCAUGGAAAGCACAAGAGCAGAAAUGGGCAUUCUUAUUCAUCUGAUGAUUCUGACCAUGGAAGACAGCACAGGGAUAAGACCAAGCAUACUUCAACAGCCAAUUGCGACUCUCAGAAGCAUCACAGACAUAGAUAUUACAAGAGCAGAGAUGAGCAUUCUUAUACAUCUGGAGAUUUUGGUAGAGACAGGGAUGAUCAAAGGAGAAAGGCCAACCAAAAGCAUUCCAAGCGUUAUAGGAGCAAAAACAGUAAGAAAGGGCAUUCCUAUUCAUCUGAGACUGAGGAUUCUGGUUCUGAUAGCUAUCAUAGAAGCCGAAAGGGCAGGAGUUGAGGCGUGAAAAACAAAAAGAAGAGCAGGAACGAACAUUUCAUCUGAUGAUUCUGAUCAUCAAAGGCAUCUUAAGAGUGUAAAGCAGCAGCCACGGGGGCUAAUCAACGUCCUUGGCAGCUACCGUUAGUAAUUUAGUAUCCUGCGAAAUGAAAGUGGACGCAUCAUAUUAACACUCAUGAAGAGGUUGAUCCUGUGCAUGUCUUAAGGUAUUAAACACUGUCUCCGAAACCAUCAUCAUGGUUGCCUGUCUGGUCCAGAAUGAUUGUUCUGCUGUAUUGAAAGGGAAGGGUUGGCUCUGUUCUGUGCACUAUUGAUAUGGUUGAGCAAGUUUAACAAAUUCAGAUAAAGUUCCAACGGUUCUGCUGCUCAAGUUUUCGUAGUUCAUUUUCUAUAAUUUUAUUGGGUUAUUUAUAUGGAUUAGACUGGAUGAAGUGUUUUAUAUCUUCACUGCGACGUUCUCUAAUUAAAAUAUGCCAAAUAUCUGGUUUGCCAGUA